This is a messenger RNA of Tetrapisispora phaffii CBS 4417, 1194 nucleotides long. It is a transcript of the gene CSA1, whose product is annotated as Csa1p. The coding region runs from base 1 to 1194 and encodes 397 amino acids. Lineage: Eukaryota; Fungi; Ascomycota; Saccharomycetes; Saccharomycetales; Saccharomycetaceae. The record is from RefSeq and is a predicted model, not a curated record. The transcript has a single exon.
AUGUUAGAAUCAGUACAGGGGAUGGCUCGUGGGUUUUUUGGGCAAGAUUCAGAAGAUAGAACACCGGUAGAUGGUCGCAAGCAUGAAUACGGUGAUUUGGAAUAUAUGAAGGCACAAAGACGUAAAAGAAUGGCUGAUAGAUCAAGUUCAGCGAGGGCACAUUUGAUGAGAGAAGUGAACGGCAAUGAAAGUGGUGAGGUGUUAUUGAACACAGUGAGAAAUCGUAAUAGGGGAGGAGUGAAAAAAUCUGUUAAUGGCGAAAGGAGAAAAGGGAGAAUGUAUCAAGAGAAAGUUGAAAGGGAGAUGCUUGCAGGGAGAAUUGCUCGCAACCAAAGAAAUCCUGGGACUUUAACGAAAAUUUUAAGUGCAAUUAAGACCAUUUUUUCACCAGAAGCAGAGAAUAUGGGCAGAAUGAAAAGAGUAUCAGAAAGUUUGGAUCAACUAUUACCAGAGAGUAAUAGAAUUUCGGAUUCUGCAAGAUGUUCGCAAAUGGAAGAGAGAAGAAGAAUGAGAGAAAGAAUCGGUAGGAGUGAAGCUUUUAAAAGAAAAUUAUUGGAGAAAAGGAAUGAUGAAGCGUUACUUGAUCAAUUAAAGAGAGGUAGACCAUCGUAUAGACAAAAUGAUGAUAUUGAUAGAGAGAAUGAAACUAUAGACGCGGAAUUUAGUAGUGAUGCAAAGAAUGAUAUAUCAAGAAGAGACUAUAAUAGGAAAGUUAAAUCUAGAAAUUUAAAUAUUGUUGAUGAUCAAGUCUUUCUGCUGCAAAAAAAAGUUGAUAGUUUAGAGAGCAAAUUGAAUAUAGUGGAGAAAGAACUGUACUUGUCCAAGAAGAAACUUAAAUUUGCUAAGGAGAAAAAUAGUCUAUUAGAAUCAUUGUUAGAUGAUGCAAAUAUCGAUAGUGAGUACGUCAAAUCUAGAAGAGAUAUCAAAAACCUGCAAAAAGAAAAUUUAAUUCCAGAGGCUGACUUGCCUCCAUCUCCAAGGAGAACAGUAAACCCGUUGUUUACGUCGAGUCCCAUGAGAAAAGUCAGUGGGAGUACAAAAAAGAACGAAGAAGAAGUAGGUAAACCGACAACCUCAGAAUUUUACAACAAAUAUCCUAAAAUACCGGAGACAGAAAAACUCAAACAAGACAUUAGAGAAAGAUCUUUGUCUCCAAUAAAUAUCGAUUAUUCAAAAUAUUCAUCACCUCGGUAA